Vitrella brassicaformis is the source of this 1495-nucleotide messenger RNA. Lineage: Eukaryota; Vitrellaceae. The record is from the annotation of a GenBank genome assembly.
CCUGACAGUAUUCCUCCUUUCCGAGCUCCGUUCGCGAAACCCUAGCGAAACCUGUAAAUUGUCUGGCCGUGUCCCAGCCGUAACGGCUUCCCAGGGGUCCCAAUGGCAACGGAGUAGCGUACGGAUUCUCCAAUCACUCGAUUGAUUUCCUUUGUUGAAGACGAUGAAGCUCCUGUGCCUCAUCGGCGUGCUGCUGCUGGUCACGAUGGCCGCCGCCUGUCCCGAGGAUGCACAGGCCAAGGCCACCGCCACAGAGGCUGGUAAGUGCUAAGGGAGGGGACGAACGACGGCACUUCAUCUCUCUCCCUGUGCUGCGUCCUUCGUCAGGUAACCGUGCAUCCCCAUCCCUCCGUGGCGAGCAACUCGACCCCUGCUGCGGGGAGGAACCGGAUUACUCCAACUGCGACAAUGCUCCCGAUCCGGUGGCAUGCAGAUUCAACUGCGUCUGGAGCGAGCCCUGCCUCAUGUACGAUGACCCUGAUCCUACUCCUACUCCGCCUGACGAUGUCUGCCCUUCGGACAGCGAGUGCUGCAGGGAGAGGAUCGUCAAAGCGUGGGAGUGGGCGUGUGCUCAGAUCUGCAGCAGGGUCACGGACGGGAAGUGCGUUGAGCCGUAUACGGUUCGCCCUAUCCCGAAUGGCCCCUGCUUUGACAGAUGCUACGACGAGCGCAAGACAUUGCGGAAGUGCUUCUGCAAAAAGGCAGUUUUAGAAGAAGGGCGGAGGUGUCCGCUUUAUGAUGGGGACAUCGUUGACGGGUGCUGUGAAAUGAAUCCUGGGAUAUGCUUUUAAUUAGCCGUAGACAGGGGGGCUUUUUGUGUCAAUUUGUUGCCUUUCUGAGCCUCUGUGAGAGCUGCUAUGGGAGCUGGAAGGGUAUGUAAUCAAUGUGAUGCGGAUGUUCACAUCUGUAUGUUUCGUGAUUCCUGACACAUCGUGUGAUAUCGUGUGAGAUAGACAGACAGACCGACAGUCGGGCGGAGGUGUGCGUGUGUCGUCAUCAAUCACUCCAGUGUAUUUGUUGUUUGUUCUGCUCUCUGACCUGCCCUGCAGCCGUCUGUAUUUUUCGUUUCGGUCCUCUCUGUUUGUCUGUGCGUGUUAGAUUGUUUUUGCGUCUGAGUAGGUUUUUUUGUGCACCGUCAGUAGAUUUCCGUGUGAGCUAGUUUUUGUGUGCGCACACACACACACACGGACGUACAUACAUGGGGUCGGUCGAUCCGUGCUGUCCUGUGUGGGGGGUCGUGAUGAGGUUCACGCAACACAGGGAGCAGGGAGCAAUAGGGCUGAACACAGAGUGCAAUUGAUGCGCAAAGGACGACACACGGACGAGUCGCUGUGGCAGGCAAUGUACCUGUCACCACGACGAGUGAUGUGUGUUGAUUCAUGUGUGGGGUGCUGCGGGGGUGGCUGAGUGAGUGGGACCACACACACCGGGUGGAGGGAAGUUUCAUCGAGGGACUUUACUUUGGUUUCACAUACUGAAAACGAGAUUGCUCGCG